GCGGCUCAGCUGUCGAGUGCUUGUCAGCGAUCAUCGGCGCCGUCCUGCUAUGCGUCGACCGGCACGCCGACGCGAGGGCCCGCCGCUCGCUGGCCCACGGCUUCCGUCCCCUGAUCGGCGUUGACUGGCGCGCCGAUGGGCCGGCCGCUGCCGGCAUGUGUGGCGGUGGUGACGCGGCGGUGGCCCCCGUUGCCGCUCUUGUUGCUGUUGGCGGCUGCGGUGGUGCUGCUGCUGUUGCCCGCUGCCGCCACUUUUGCCCACAGGCAUCGAAGGGAUCACACUCGGGAAUUCUCAUGUGGGCGCCUGUACUAUCGCACAUUCUACAUGGACCGCAAACGCGAGAUCCUUUUUGUUGGUGGCAUGGACAAAGUUUUCCGGCUCAACUUGGCAAAUAUUAAUCGAACCAAGUGCAAUGACCGGAGUCUCAGUGCCAACAAGGAUGUUGUUUCUACCUGUGUUUAUAAAGGGAAACGAGAGGAUUACGAGUGCAGGAACCACAUCAAGGUUAUCCAGCCCAUUGGAGAUGGAACAAAGCUCUACAUAUGUGGAACAAAUGCACAGAAUCCAAGGGACAUGGAAAUUUAUAGUAGCAACCUGACAGAAGUGUCGAAAAGUCAGCUGACAUUGCGAGACAUUGGCCGGGGUAUAGGAAAAUGCCCAUUUGAUCCAGAUGAUAACUCUACAGCUGUUUGGGUUGAACAUGGAAACCCCGGGGACAUGCCAGGAUUGUACAGUGGGACGGUUGCCGAGUUUACCAAGGCUGACACUGUGAUUUUUCGAUCGGCACUGUUCAACAGGACAACUCACGAACAAAGCGAGUUCUUCAUGCGCACUCUCAAGUAUGACUCCAUGUGGCUUGACAAGCCCAACUUUGUGGGUUCCUUCGACAUUGGAGAUCACGUGUUCUUCUUUUUCCGGGAGAGUGCUGUUGAGUACAUCAACUGCGGCAAAGUAAUCUACUCACGAGUGGCUCGUGUGUGUAAGAAAGACACAGGUGGGAAAAAUAUUUUAACCCACAACUGGGCGACGUUCCUCAAGGCAAGGUUGAACUGCUCACUUCCUGGAGAAUAUCCUUUCUACUUCAACGAAAUUCAGGCUGUUUACAAGUUCCCUGACGAUGACAGCAAUGUCUAUGCUGUCUUUACAACAUCACUUCACGGGGGCCCGCAUGGUUCGGCUGUGUGCUCUUUCCGGUUGAGCGACAUCCAGGGUGCUUUUGGGGGCAAGUUCAAAGAGCAGAAGACGUCGUCAUCUGCCUGGCUGCCCGUGCUGACGAGUCAGGUGCCUGAGCCGCGUCCAGGCCGAUGCGUCAACAGCACCAAGACGCUGCCCGACGCCGUGCUCAACUUCCUCCGCACCCACACCCUCAUGGACUCGGCCGUGCCGCAGUCUGGCGGAAGGCCCGUUUUCUACCGUGAGAACGUCGUGUUCCUCUCGCUUGCUGUACACAAGGUGGAUGUGGAUGGUGUCGACUACCUCGUCUACUUUGCUGGCACUCGUGACGGGCUGGUCUACAAGAUAGUGGAGUGGAAAGACCGCUCAGGGCAAUCCUUCUCCAACUUGGUUGACGUAAUUGAAGCGAGCCCUGGGGAGCCUGUUCGCACCAUCGACAUCUCUAGUGAGCACAAGUCAGUGUACCUGGGUUCGGACGAUGGCGUCCGGCAGGUGCGUCUGGACCUGUGUCGUGGCCGACACCUGAGUUGCCUGCGCUGUGUUCGAGAUCCCUAUUGCGGCUGGGACAGGGACCAUCACGAGUGCCGCUCCUAUGUGACAGGUUUCCUGCAAGAUGUAAGCAAUGCUACUCCAGACAUCUGCGAAGAAAGUGCCUCUGUGGUACCACCAACAUGGCAGAGAGCGCCGCCUGGUGACACCCAAGAGAGACAAGUACAUCCACACUACAGGUCAUGGCCUGGUGCUGAUGUCACUUACCGAGAGAGACUCUGGCCAUUAUGACCUUCACCUGGAAUCGGUUGGCACACUCUGCAGCUACAACCUUACCGUCGAUGCUGAGACCUGUGGAACCCCAACAGAAACUGACUAUAGAAAGAUAUACUCUAACUGGUGCCAUGAAUUUGAGAAAUACAAGCUGGCAAUGAAGACUUGGCAGACCAAACAUGCUAAAUGUCAAGGUGGAGGUCACCCGAAUGAUGUCACCUACCAAGGAAGGGCACCAGCUGCCUAAACCUGAGUGAAGGCUUUUUAUUUCACCUUCCGCAAGGAAGGUCACACGUGAAGGUCAACAGACACCUUGAUGAAUCGAAGAACCUCCCCGAAGUCAGCCUGGAUCCAAGGUCCACAUCCAUGCGUCUUUUGUCGCGGAGCCCUCCACUUAUUAAUUUUUGGGUUGCUUUACCAGCUAGGCCUCUCGUACUCCUUUAGUAUGAUGGAAUCAAAUAUUACUGAUUGCAGCUCCUACUUAUAUACAGCUCUCAAAGAGCAUUAUCAAACAUAUUCAACAGAGCUUCACACACUAGAAGCUUUGAGACUGAACUUAUAGCAGCCCAAGUUCUUGACCUUUGAGAAGUCGGAAACUUACACUUACUCUGUAACUUCUGUGUUGGUGUACUGCGUUGUAAUGACUGCAGAGUGAAGUGCAUGCAGUGGCACUUGAAAAAUGCCAGAUAAUUUGCAGCAGCAGUGUGUUCAAUGAGAGUGCUGGUAGAGACAUGCCUUGAUUUGUUGAUGUGGCCCAUGAACUAAGUUCUGUUUGUGCAUUACGUUCGGCACAGCAAAAAUCAGGUGGGGCAUUUCGAUAGCACCCUCUCUUUCUAUACCAGUCCCAACGUGUGUUUUGUGCGUAGCAGCUAUUGUAAAUAUGCCUUUUACUUUGACUAUGAGUAUUUUGUUUGCGUUGUAUUUAGUGAAUAUGUUUAGGAGGGAAGAACAUGACGUAGAUCAAAAUUUUUUUUCUUUUUUUACUUUGAAGGUCACUUCUUUGCAGUAGGCUCAGGAGGUUAAAGCACUCGUAUUUACACACACACUGUAUAUCUGCAUCAUUUUUUAUGCAUGUUUUAACUGUGCGACUAGCCACAGCAUUUGGCAAUCUCAUUUUCUUGCAUGAGUGUCUGAUCUGUGCAUCUUAUGUUCAUUCAUGCUAGCUGCAUGUUAGGCAAACCAUAUGCACAGUCCAUAAUAUAAAGAGAGAGAUGGAGAUGGAUAGUUUUGUCGAUGCAUGUAGGCACUCUAUGUUGCGUUACAUUUUAAAGUUGUGGACAUUUAUUGCAUUUUUGCUUUGGAAAUGCAGCCAUCACAUAGGUACACCCCACUCAGUGUGUUUUCUUUACUUAAUUACUUCAAUGUUCCCAGAACUCAUGUAUACCGAGUCUUACGGGCCUCAUAUCUAUCAGCAGCAGCCUUUGAGUGUUCGGUUUGUACACUGUCUGGAAUGGUAAUUAGAACUCAAGUGCUAGUGUAGUGGAAGUGUGCGAAAGAAGAAACAUGCAGAACUUGUGUUGCAUUCAUACUUGAAAUUUUAUAAUACUGGUUUUUAUCUGGAGACAGCGCCAGCUCUAACAAAGGCCACGCCCCUGUGCAUUGUUAUGAACAGUUGUGAAGGGUGUUGUUCCUUAAUGAUUCAGUGUACUAUUUGAUGAAGCUUCGUGAAGAUAUUUCUGCAUGCAUGAGGCCAGUAACUCAAGCUUGCUUGCUUGCUGUUCAUAUAAUAAUACUGGGGCUUCUGAAUCAGCUUUCAGUAAUGUGUUUCCUAUCCAAAGAUGUAUCUUUAACUGCCCCAUGUAUUGCUGCUAUGUAUCGUAAUGCAGUGCACAAAAUCUUUGUGCCAUCUACUCAUAUUUUUUUUAAAUUGUGCCAUGUAAAGUUUGGAUUAGCACUGGCUCUUGCUUAUCCAGCCUUUUUCUUGGGUGUAGAAGUGAUAUUAAUUUUUAUGAAAACAGCUGCCUAGAACUGACAGCUUCUGAAUGCUUGGUGAUGUCAUGUAAGUUAAAUAUCAUACAACCAAGUCAGCAAUACUUAAGCACUCGACAAAGGCGCAGCGCGAGGCAUCCUAUGAGGCUGCUGCUGCUUUCCAUUCCUGAUGUGGGAUGGCCUGAGGCAUUAUCAAAAGUCGUUUCGUUUGCCAGAAACACACCAGUGUCAGUUUUAAAGGGACGCUAAAGAAAAUGCUAAAUUUCAAUGUGCGUCUUGCUAAAUUUUCUUUCCAGGAUCUCCGUAUUUUCCACAGGAAAAAAAAAAGUAAAGGAAAAGUGAAAUGCAAAACUUUUCUUCUUUAUAUCUUGAGUGAGCUAUACUGCAGUAUGUUAUGGUGGCACAUGUUGGUUGUCGUGGUAUUUUUACAUGUUCAGGCCUUUUUACUUCAUAAAACCUCACAAUUUACUUUUCUUAGUACAUUUGUGCCACGACUUGCCACUGCGAGCUAUGUCUCAAUAUUUUCAAAAUGCAGUUUCAUUGAGUUCUUUUAUAAGUAGUCAACUACGCACUGUUUCUUCUUUAAUGCCCUUUUAAUAAGAAGGAUGCAAGACACGCUGACCUCGGCACGUUUCUGUUAUCAGGCCUGCUUAGCAUAAAUGCCUCUUCCCACGUUCGCAGCAUCAGCACAAAUAGGUGUGCAUUGCUAACGACUGCUGAUGUCUUGUGCUGUGUGAGUGCACAUCAUAGAGUCUAUUUAUUUACACACCAUACAAUUCCUCUUGACCUCCAAGAUUGCAUCGAGGCUCUUUACCUCAUUGUAAGUAUAUAGUAGGUUGUGCUUCUCGAUUUGUAUAGUCGCAUUGCUUAGAAUGUGUUCAUAGUGUUGUGACCUCGUGAAAACUCUUGUGACUUUUAUCAUUUAUGGUGUCCGCAUUGCCGAUGAUACAACAUGCAAAAGGGAGUUGUGAGAAGAGUGCUGCCCAGAUGGAGGGGCUUUUCUUUUCUUUUUUCCUGAGCCAGCGUGAUUGCUUGACCUGCCCACUUUUGUCAUUAUCCUCAGUGGUUUUGAUGUAGGUCCAGUCUGCAGUCCUGCUGCUUUUUGGCAGCAUGUGUUUGUGUGAAGAAGUGAACAUUUCAACACCUAAUGAGGCAAUUUAAAUAAAUAUUCCCUUUUUACAUGUCA
Messenger RNA from Rhipicephalus sanguineus (brown dog tick), 5050 nucleotides. RefSeq names its product semaphorin-2A (gene Sema2a). Gene Ontology annotation, molecular function: chemorepellent activity; semaphorin receptor binding. Gene Ontology annotation, biological process: positive regulation of cell migration; axon guidance; neural crest cell migration. The record is from RefSeq and is a predicted model, not a curated record. NCBI's taxonomy places the organism in Eukaryota, Metazoa, Arthropoda, Arachnida, Ixodida, Ixodidae.